AUGCUGAAAAGUGCACUGAGGGGCUUCCUAGGAAUACGGAUAGGAAUAGAAUUUGCUCAAAGGGCGUCGAUCGUUAGCCGAUCUGCAAUAGUGAUCAGCUUGCAACAGAGAUCUCGACUGAGCUCCUUCACAAAAAGUACCGUUGAUGAUGCUCGACUGGAUGGUGCUCGAUUGGAUGCUGAUUCGACAUUUUCCACAGAGAAACUCAACAUUCAGAGAAUGAAGAACUUAGUCAGGUUGGCGGAAAGGGAUUUUCUAGAUGUGAGGAUCACUAAGAUCGAUAAUAAACGGGCUUUCGAGAUAUUGAAUACGUGCAAAGUAUUUCAAGAUUCCGUUUAUCAGUAUGAGAAGCUUCGUCCAGAGAAUAACCCACUUAUUAAAGAAUCAAAUGAUCUUAUUAAGAGGAUACUUAAGAGUGAGAGAGUUGAUUUCAAUGAAGAGUUACUACGAAAGUUGUUUACUCUUGAGCCUAAGUAUCCUACAUUAAAGGCCAUAGUAGAAGCAUAUUACUCCAGGGGCUCAGAAAUAUUCAUUAGUUCUGAUACUGCUAUGAUUCCAUUUAGAAGACUAGUAUGGGACGCGGAAUUUCAAGACGCUUUGAAUUAUGUUGAAAUCACUACUGGCUCCCAAAGAUAUUUCGAUCAUAGAAAGUCUCUAAUAAGGAAGUACGUCUCGUACUUUGGAGGAACAUUGUUUGGACUAGUAGGUGCAAUUCAUGUUGUCGUUAAAUUAUUUUUUCCUGAACUCGUAUAUGCUGGAACAGGAGGCACUAUAUAUGGCAUAUAUGGAGUGUAUGCCAUGAUAGUGAGUUAUUUUGUGAACUGUGGGUUCCUUGCAGUUAUAUCGUUCUCUUCUAAGGGUAUGGAGAACGGUUCGUUGUUAUUUAAGCACGGAACUAUGCCUUGGGACUGGUACCAGAAAGUGGACCAGAUGAAAAUGUGUGCAAAAGUUCUGGAAGCCGAUGCUGCCAUCCAUGGAGUGGAAGGAUUUGCCACAAGGGAAGUUGUGUCCAGGAUAAAUUCGAUGGGAUUCGACGUGAAUGAGCCAGAACAGGAGGUUAUGAUGAGACAAUACUGGUACUCUUCUGGAGAGGGAUUUGUUUGGGUGGAACCCGAUUUAGACCCUGCUGAAUUGGAAUGGUGGAACCAUCUUGACCAAGUGGGUGUGAAGAAAUUCUGGGAUGCAGAUUACCAGAAGUUGGAGACGAACCAAAGUACGGAGGAAGAGUCUGAUGAAGGUGAAGAAUUAAUAUUACCUGAUAAAUAG
Molecule: messenger RNA, 1266 nt
Organism: Brettanomyces nanus
Lineage: Eukaryota; Fungi; Ascomycota; Pichiomycetes; Pichiales; Pichiaceae
Exons: 1
Coding region: 1-1266 (421 amino acids)
Source: RefSeq, a predicted model, not a curated record